AUGAAUGAAACGGAUAUUAUCGCGCACUUGUACCCAUUUGCAAACAUUGGAGAGAGGACUGCCAAAGCCAUCAAAGCAAGCUCGCGCUAUGUGCCUCCGUUGAUUGAAUUCACAGAGCGCCACUAUGACCGUCAUGAGCGAGAGUCAACGGAGCCAUCGGCGAACCCCGACGCAUCGGCUUACGACUACCUGCCACGGCUCGAGCUGAGAUUCAGCGAUAUUCCAAGAACCAGUCGCGGACUGGUAGUCGGCUCAGAUCCAGAUUGUGAUGUUGUUUUACCCUACCGCGGAAUCAGUGGUCGCCAUUUCUGUUUAACAUUCGACAGCGCAGGCCGUCUCAUCGUGAAGGACUUGGGGUCUCUUAUGGGCACCGAGGUCACCUAUGAUGAAGAAGGGCACGGCAAAAGGAGCAAUUUUUGCUGGAUUGUCGGCGGUCACAAAAUCCCAAGGGGAAUAUAUCUCAAGAAGAAGCUAGGACAGGGGACUUUUGGCUCAGUCACCCACCUCUGGAACGUGAGCACUGGACGCGAAUUCGCACUCAAAGAGCCUACUAUCGUUGUCGCACGUCGACAGCAAGUCCGCCAGGAGUGGAAGCAGGAAGCACGUAUCAUGGGACAAAUUUCACACAGGCAUAUCGUUGCUCUACUUGACGCGUCUUUCAACCCGUCUCCCCAGCUAUUCCUUGAGUAUGUGCCGGGCGGCUCGCUAGCCGGUCAAGCAGAUUUGUCCUACAACGAGAUUUUGACGAUUCUCUGCCAAUGUUUGUCUGCCGUGACGUAUCUCCACGCCAGGAAACCGCCGAUAGUACACAGAGACCUCAAGCCUGAUAAUAUCCUCGUCCAAUACCGAUCGGAUGGCGACAUCUUCGUCAAACUUGGCGAUUUCGGUCUGUCCAAAGACCAGUCUCAACUUUCGACGAUUUGCGGCACCUUUCUUUAUGUCGCACCAGAAAUCCAGCCAAACGCCCAAGGCGAGCGAACUGGUUACUCCGCAGUCGUCGACGUGUGGUCCCUCGGCGUCGUCGCGUACGAGCUGAUUUGUGGUCUUCCACGAUACAGAGACGAGGACAAACGGGACAGUGAUGUCUGGCUCAGCAGAAUUCUUGAAAGAUUCGGGGAUGACUGCAAGAAGCACCCAGACAAACUCAGACAUUUCAUUCUAGAGGCUAUGGUGGUUAUGUCACCGAAACUUCGACAUUCGGCUGCUGAUUGCUACAGGGAAGUCGCUGCUCUCCCCUUCGCUGAGCAAGGCAAAACCUUUACGUCAAACAUGAUUUCCUUUACCGGGGACGAACGGGAUUACUCAACAAUACGCGGCAACGAAGGCUGUCCUGACAACCAAGCAAGCGACACAGUCAGACCCGAAUCCUCCCCACUUGGUUCAAUGACGGCGCAGACUUAUUCGCCUUUCCUCGAUCGAUCAGGAGCUCCGGCUCCGGAAUGCCACGUGCAGGCGCCAGCGGGGCACGAGAUGACUUACACCAACCAACACUUUAAAGACUCGCUCAAUUCGAUCCUCUACGGGUCGUCCCUCGCAUCGUGGUACAGGGGACAGGGGCUGGUACCUCCACAUACGGAGAACUCUCAGGGCUGGAGCACUUGGGAUGGCGGCGGACCGACAGACAUAAGCACAGACGAUGAAACACGGCAGGCGGCGCUGCUACUUCAAACCCUUGGCGAUGCCCAUGAAAGAACGUGAGCGAGAAUUUGGUCAUCAGGUCGGGACGCGUUCAGACCUUCUUGUUGUCAUGACUUGGACCGGCCGCCUUUUGUGAUGGGGUCUCUAAGGCGUCAGUGUUUGGUGUCUCAAGUGGUUCAAGGCGCUUCACUAAAUUCGUUUUUGGGUUAGCAACUGAAGUUCACAUCUCUACGCAUGCUCAAGGUCCUAUUCUGGGACUCUAUAUGUAGCCAAUAUGGUUGUGAAAGUAUGAGAAAUAAGGAGCGCUUCGCGGCCUGAAAAGAGCGAAUU
Molecule: messenger RNA, 1968 nt
Organism: Colletotrichum godetiae
Lineage: Eukaryota; Fungi; Ascomycota; Sordariomycetes; Glomerellales; Glomerellaceae
Product: kinase-like domain-containing protein
Exons: 3
Coding region: 1-1698 (565 amino acids)
Biological process (GO): protein phosphorylation; mitotic DNA damage checkpoint signaling
Cellular component (GO): nucleus
Molecular function (GO): protein binding; protein serine/threonine kinase activity; ATP binding
Source: RefSeq, a predicted model, not a curated record